This is a messenger RNA of Scylla paramamosain (green mud crab), 2386 nucleotides long. It is a transcript of the gene mxt, whose product is annotated as eukaryotic translation initiation factor 4E-binding protein Mextli-like. The transcript is spliced from 16 exons. Lineage: Eukaryota; Metazoa; Arthropoda; Malacostraca; Decapoda; Portunidae. The record is from RefSeq and is a predicted model, not a curated record. Gene Ontology annotation, molecular function: eukaryotic initiation factor 4E binding; translation initiation factor activity; RNA binding. Gene Ontology annotation, cellular component: RNA cap binding complex; cytoplasm. Bases 157 to 2133 code for a protein of 658 amino acids. Gene Ontology annotation, biological process: regulation of formation of translation initiation ternary complex; positive regulation of translation.
AGUGUUGGCGAUGACGAGAGUGGGUGAGGGAGUGUUGCUGCUGUAGUGUGUGGCGGAAGGAAGGAAGGAAGGAAGGAAGGAAAAGUUCGCGAGGUUUUUUUUUUUUUUUAAGGUUUUAGGAUUUUAAGGAACGAAUCUCAACUUCUCAACGAAACCAUGAUGGGAAUGCCGCUUAAGAACAGAAAGGCCAAGGUGGACAAGCCAAGGCCGCUCAAACUAUGCACACUAGGGGACCAAUCCUUGGAGAGUGUGCUGCAGGAGAUGGAUGGGGUGGCACAGUACCUCAACUCUUCCACAUGUGACCGCUCAGCCUAUCCUGCAGUGGUGGCACUGUGCGAGAACCUCAAGAUGUUUGGCCCCCAGCUGGAGAAUGUGUACAAAGACCAGCUGGAUAAGUGCUACAUCUCCCUUCGCAAUGGGUGCCGAGAUGACCGUCUGAGCCUUGCUGUGCGUUACCGCUUGCUGGAGGUGAUAGAGCUGCGGGCGAUGCACUGGCAACCCAAUGAAAACCUCAUCAACUACUACAAACAAAAGCUGGUGCAGAUUGAGGCAGAGGAGGCAGCACUGGAAGAGCAGAACACCGGCGACACAUCAGGCCAAAGCACCCCUGGCAUUACCUUCACCCCAACCACCACCACCUCCUCCCUGGUGAUCCCUGGCCUGCAGCCUUUCCAGCAGACCAUCUACAGCCAACUCCCUCAGCAGACCCCCACACAGCCUUCCACCCAGACCCCUGCCACCCCCACCCUCCUCGGCCCUGGGGAAAUCAUCAAGAAUUCUGGAAAGUUUGCCAAGCCGACUAGAAUCCCUGGCAAGAAUUACUGCAAAGAUGAGGUGGUGAUCCGCAAUGCUGAUUCUGGGAAAGUGAUGGGAAUAAAGGGCCGCCGAGUGCACAUGAUUGAGGAACUCUCAGAGACCAUCAUCUCCUUCCAGCGAGUGGCUCCAGGGGCAAGGGAGAGGCUGGUGCAGAUCACAGGACCUGCUGAGGAGAAUAUCAACCAGGCCAAGCAGCUAAUAGAGGAGACCAUUCGACGCAAUGCUUCCCCAGUGCGCAGUGAUGAGAGAAGCGGCAGUGGCAGCGGGUCCAUAUUUACUUCCCUUGGGGGCUCUUCCUCCUCUAUCUCCUCCCACACCUCUGAUGAGACCCUGCAAGUCCUUCGCAAGCAGCUGUCUAUGGAUGAGUUAGCUCUGUGGUCUAAACGGAACACACUAGUGCACAGUCAGUCAGUGGGAGAGGAACCACUGGGGGAGUACCGCUACACUGUCACCCGAGGAGCGGACGCCCUGCGCAUCACUGGCACUAACCUGCAUCUUGUCAGGACAGCAAAGUUGGUGUUGGAUGAGUUUUUCAAUGGUGAACGUAACCUCAACAAUAUUGCUGCUCUACUGGGUGCUGAUGGGGCCUGUGAUCACCCCCCAUCUGCUGAGUCCCCCACCACCCCAGGCUGUGCUCCUGGCCCCCACUCCCCCACUACCCCCACCACCACCUCCCAGGCCCACCACCAGCCCCCAUCCCCCACUGCAGAGGUGGAUGCCAACACUGACAGCAUGAAGGGAAGUGUGGUGACUGUCCUCCGCCAGCCUCUCUUCCCCUCAUCCUCCAAGGAGGCCAUAGAGAGUGCCGAGUCUGGAUCACAGCCUGGCGACCAAAGCUCCAAGAACCGCCGUGCCCUUUUCCAGAAGACCAGCGAGGACCGAGCCAAUGGGGAGGACAUACCAGGAGCCACCACCACUACCACCACCUCCACUACCACCACCACCACCACCACCACCCUGCCUGACGCUGCCCCAGACCACCUCCCAACACCACCAUCACCACCACCACCUCGCCGGUUUUAUACACGUGAUUUCUUGGUGAAAUGUGCCAACUCACCACUGAGCCAGAGAACACCUGUGAAUUGGUCUGCGGUGGUGAGACAGAUGCCGGUGGUGAUGAAAAAGAGCUGGCAGUACAUGGCCGGUGUAACAGCAACUCUGAAUGAGCAAGGGGAGGCGGCCAUCAGUGGGGUGCCAACAUACAUGCAGAAGUGUGACCUAGAGGACGCCUCAGUGCUGGCCACGAGGGAGCUCACCUGGACACUCAUCCGCUCCAUGUCCAUACAGGAGGAGGAUGACAACGGCAAUGCCUCCUAGUGUGUGUAUGUGUGUCUGAGUGUGCGGCUGUAUACUCACAGCUAAUUAAUUGUUCUUACCUAAUUCUGUGUGUGUGUGUGUGUGUGUGUGUGUGUGUGUGUGUGUUAAGCCUGGUAUAGUGUUGUAGUGUAGUAUAUAUGGGUUUCUUGAGUCACACACUUAAUACUCAUAGAAUAGCCUCUCAUGAUAUUUUAGUAUGUAAGCAAGAUUGUGUAUGUGUGUGUGUGUGUGUGUGUGUGUGUGUGUGUGUUAU